CUUCUGCAAAGUAUAUGCUUCAUAUCCAUGAUAUAAUCAAAUCGUUAUAUUUAACUUUUGGUAUUCUAUAAGCACCCGUACCUUUAAGUGUCAAAUCCCAGAUCCUCUGAUUUAUUUAUUACCAUGUGACCUUUUACGAUCUACUAUUUAAACUCAUCUAAAAUCUAGGUUACUACGACCCUUUGUAUUAUUAUUCCUAUACGUUCUUUUUCAAGUUCUUUUUAUUUUUUUUAUUAUAUAGUCCUUACGGGUCUGACUGUCUCAAAAUAACUAACAUUACAAACUUAAACUUUUGGUGAUGAGUAUUCAAAAUAGAGGCUCUUUAAUUGUUAUUGAAGGGUUAGAUCGCUCAGGAAAAUCUACUCAGUGCCAAUUAUUACUGGAAGAUUUGCAAGCAAAAGGCAAAAGGGUCCAGCUCUAUAAAUUUCCAGAUCGAACUACUGCUAUUGGCAAGAAAAUUGACUCAUAUUUGAAAGAAACUAGUCAGCUUAGCGAUCAAGUCAUUCACUUACUUUUCUCCGCAAACAGAUGGGAAGUUAUUGAAGAUAUCCAAUCAAAAAUUCAAUCAGGAACAACGUGCAUUUUAGAUCGGUAUGCCUUUUCUGGAAUUGCUUUCUCUGCAGCCAAAGGACUCAAUUGGGAAUGGUGCAAGAGCCCUGAUCGUGGUUUACCACGUCCAGAUCUAGUUAUUUUUUUGCAUGUUCGUCCUGAGAUUGCUGCAAAACGCGGGCAGUAUGGAGAGGAGCGUUACGAAAAAGUAGAAAUACAGAAAAAGGUUGAGAAAAACUUUGAACGAAUUGAACGCGAAUAUAUGGAAGAAGGCAUGGCUUUUAUCACCUUGGAUGCUUCUACUAGCGUGGAGGCAGUUCAUUCUCAAAUUAUGAAUUUAGUAGAUAAAAUAGAUACGUCAAAAGCAUUAGACACUCUUUAAUAAUGUUGUCUUACCUUUGAUUAUUACUUGGAUUUUCAUCUUCAUCUUCAUAGAAAGGACUUUUUAUUGGUUUGCUAGGCCUUACAAUGCCCAUUAAAUUGAUGUGUUCUUAAAGCGUGGUUUAAAUUCAAUAAUAAUUUAAAUAUCCCAGA
This is a messenger RNA of Schizosaccharomyces cryophilus OY26, 1083 nucleotides long. RefSeq names its product thymidylate kinase Tmp1. Gene Ontology annotation, biological process: dUDP biosynthetic process; dTTP biosynthetic process; dTDP biosynthetic process. NCBI's taxonomy places the organism in Eukaryota, Fungi, Ascomycota, Schizosaccharomycetes, Schizosaccharomycetales, Schizosaccharomycetaceae. The coding region runs from base 299 to 931 and encodes 210 amino acids. The transcript has 3 exons. Gene Ontology annotation, molecular function: dTMP kinase activity; ATP binding. The record is from RefSeq and is a predicted model, not a curated record. Gene Ontology annotation, cellular component: cytoplasm; nucleus; cytosol.